Molecule: messenger RNA, 612 nt
Organism: Cicer arietinum (chickpea)
Lineage: Eukaryota; Viridiplantae; Streptophyta; Magnoliopsida; Fabales; Fabaceae
Molecular function (GO): calcium ion binding
Source: RefSeq, a predicted model, not a curated record
AUAAAUAUAUUAAUAAAACAACACAUGCAUGUCCUCCAACCGCAAUAAUCAUAUUCUAACGUAAAUUCAUUUCUUACUACAUUCUAUUCAUUCCAAAUGAAUAUAGCAGUUGUCAACAGCGCCACCGUGACGGAUUUCGUCGACGACGCAACAAAUUUCGAUAGUUUCGUGAACGAAUGGUUUGCAAUGAUAGACACCAAUGGCGACGGUAACCUUUCGCGUGAUGAAAUCCGUGAUGGAUUUGGGAUGUUUAUGCCUUUAGGUGCUCAUUCACAGCCAAAACAAGAGAUGGAAAGUGUAUUAGAAUUAAUAUUCACAAGAUUUGAUGAAGAUAAAAAUGAUUUACUCGAUCUAAACGAGUUUAAAUCAUUAAUGACCGAGAUUAUGUAUGCUGUCGCUCGUGGCAUUGGUGGUUCUCCUGUCAUUGUUGCUCUUGAAAAUGGAAGUUUGCUUAUGAAGGCUGUUCAACGUGAAUCGGCUACACAAUCAUAUCCUUCAUGAAUUUAUUAUAUACUUUCUUUUGAUGUCUUCAUUUUUGUCAUGUAAGACAUAUUCUUUAAGCAUAUAUAUGUUGUACUUGGUUCGAUCUAAUUAAUUUGUGUCUAUGAAAAA